GUUAUCGUAUUUACGUUAUUCUGCCUGCUGGGGGGAGAUAGAUGUGGUAUACGUUAUAUCAUCCGAUAUAAUACGUGCUCCUUGGCGGCACAUUCUCUUUGCCUCGCAUCUCCAAUUGAGAGCGUGAGGGAAUAUUGAAGGGAAUUCUGUCGGCGAGAUACUUGCGGACCGGUUUCGUUCGGAGAGACAAACACCUGUAUGCAAGUUCUAUUUGUCUUGUUCGGAUCUAACGUUUGAAAAUGCCAGCGAAUAAAUUAGCUCUUUUAAGCGUGUCUGACAAGACUGAUCUGUUGCCACUGGCAAAAAAAUUACAUGAAUUUGGAUUGACUCUAAUUGCUUCUGGAGGUACUGCGCAGGCAUUGAGAGAUGCUAAGUUACCGGUGCGAGAUGUUUCUGAAGUUACAGGGGCACCUGAGAUGCUUGGUGGACGUGUGAAAACUCUUCAUCCUGCUAUUCAUGCUGGAAUUCUUGCCAGGUUGACAAAUUCUGAUGCUCAGGAUCUUCAGAAGCAAAGUUAUGACCUUAUCCAAGUAGUGGUUUGCAAUCUGUAUCCCUUCGUAAAUACCAUUUCGAAACCGAAUGUUACAGUCGAGGAUGCGAUAGAGAACAUCGAUAUCGGCGGUGUCACUUUAUUGCGUGCCGCUGCUAAGAACCACAACAGAGUUACAGUUAUCUGUGACCCUGCUGAUUAUGAAAAGGUCAUGAAAGAGAUGGAUAGUGCCACUGACAAGAACACUUCCCUGCAGACAAGGCAAACUUUAGCCCUGAAGGCAUUCACUCACACUGCCGAAUACGACAACGCUAUCUCGGAUUACUUCCGCAAGCAGUUUAGUGCCGACGUUUCUCAGCUCACUCUGCGCUAUGGCAUGAAUCCGCAUCAGAGGCCUGCACAGAUAUUCACCACUCUAGAGAAGUUGCCAUUAAUUGUGUUGAAUGGAUCACCCGGGUUCAUCAAUCUGUGCGAUGCAUUAAACGGUUAUCAACUGGUGAAGGAAUUGAAGUCUGCUCUAAACUUACCAGCAGCGACUUCCUUCAAGCACGUCAGCCCGGCCGGGGCCGCGGUUGGCGUUCCCUUGGACAGCAUACAAGCGAAGCUGUGCCAAGUGGAAGAUCUUUAUGAUCAGCUUACGCCCUUGGCGACCGCUUACGCUCGUGCGAGAGGUGCCGAUCGAAUGUCCAGUUUCGGUGACUUUGUUGCAUUGUCUGACCCAUGCGAUGUUGUAACGGCGAAGAUCAUAUCAAGGGAAGUCUCAGACGGCAUUAUUGCGCCCGGUUACUCCGAAGAGGCUCUUCAGAUACUGAAGAAGAAGAAAGGUGGCUCAUAUUGUGUACUUCAAAUCGAUUCUUCUUACGUACCAUCUUCUAUGGAACGCAAGACUCUGUACGGCCUAGUUAUGGAGCAGAAACGUAAUGAUGCGAUGAUCGACAAGUCGAUGUUCAACAACAUUGUUACGGCACCAAAAACUUUGACGGAGAACGCUAUCCGCGAUCUGAUUGUAGCCACUAUUACUGUAAAAUACACGCAGAGCAAUUCUGUCUGUUAUGCAAAAGAUGGGCAAGUGAUCGGCACAGGAGCGGGACAACAAUCUCGAAUUCAUUGCACUAGGCUGGCUGGAGACAAAGCAGAUAAUUGGUGGCUUCGCCAGCAUCCAAAGGUGACAGGAAUGAAGUUUAAGAAGGGUGUGAAAAGAGCAGAAAUCUCUAAUGCCAUUGAUAAUUACGUUAAUGGGUCCAUUGGAAAAGAUAUGGACGAAGCUAGUUGGACUGCCAUGUACGAAGUGAUUCCUGAAAAACUAUCGGAGAGCGAUAGAAUCGAAUGGAUCAAAAAGUUGGAUAAUGUUUCUUUGAGCAGUGAUGCUUUCUUCCCGUUUAGAGACAACGUUGAUAGAGCUAGACUUAGUGGUGUCAAGUUUAUUGUGAGUCCUGCAGGAUCAACAAAUGAUGCAGCAGUAAUUGAAGCUUGCAAUGAACAUGGAAUUGUACUGGCUCACACUAAUUUCCGAUUAUUCCAUCAUUAAAUUUGAGAGUUUUAUACGUACAUUGUUGCUACUUUUAUAUGAUGUAUCCAGUUAAAAAAUUUUUCCAAUUACUAUUACAGUUUGAUAUAAAAAGAAUGACAAAAUA
Messenger RNA from Monomorium pharaonis (pharaoh ant), 2124 nucleotides. RefSeq names its product bifunctional purine biosynthesis protein ATIC. NCBI's taxonomy places the organism in Eukaryota, Metazoa, Arthropoda, Insecta, Hymenoptera, Formicidae. The record is from RefSeq and is a predicted model, not a curated record. Gene Ontology annotation, biological process: 'de novo' IMP biosynthetic process. Gene Ontology annotation, cellular component: cytosol. The transcript has 7 exons. Gene Ontology annotation, molecular function: phosphoribosylaminoimidazolecarboxamide formyltransferase activity; IMP cyclohydrolase activity. The coding region runs from base 240 to 2018 and encodes 592 amino acids.